This is a messenger RNA of Colletotrichum spaethianum, 2301 nucleotides long. RefSeq names its product minor extracellular protease vpr. Gene Ontology annotation, biological process: proteolysis. The transcript is spliced from 2 exons. Gene Ontology annotation, cellular component: cell wall; membrane. The coding region runs from base 1 to 2301 and encodes 766 amino acids. Gene Ontology annotation, molecular function: serine-type endopeptidase activity. NCBI's taxonomy places the organism in Eukaryota, Fungi, Ascomycota, Sordariomycetes, Glomerellales, Glomerellaceae. The record is from RefSeq and is a predicted model, not a curated record.
AUGACGGGUGUUGACCGCAUUCACGCUCAGGGCAUGCUCGGUGCGGGCGCCCGCGUUUCCAUCAUUGAUACUGGAAUCGAUUAUUUGCACCCAGCUCUAGGAGGCUGUUUUGGUAAGGGUUGCAAGGUUGAAUUCGGCUAUGACUUUGUCGGUGACAGUUAUGGAUUUAACAGCUUCAUACCAAACCCAAGCCCGGACCCAAGACCUGGGCACUAUGAGGGUUUUCACGGCACACAUGUUGCAGGCAUCGUCGGGAUGGAAGUACCCUCAAAUUCGUCAAUGUUUAUAGGCCUUGUGGGAGUUGCUCCACGAGCUACUCUUGGCAUGUAUCGGGUCUUUGGUUGCGAUGGAACAGCUUCAGACGAUGCAAUUGUCACUGCUAUGCAGAAAUCAGUCGAAGAAGGCGCUGAUGUUAUGAGCAUCUCCAUCGGCGAGUUCGGCACUUGGUCCGGCUAUCCGAGGUCACCUCUCCCAGCCGCGGUUGCUGCUCUGAAAGCGAAGGGCGUGGCCGUCAUCGCCGCUGCUGGCAAUUCGGGCACGCAGGGCAUGUUCUCCAUCAACCUGCCAGGCGGGGCAGAUGAUGCGCUUGGCAUCGCCUCGGUUGAGAACUCCAAGUUCCCAACAUAUCCCAUCCGCGACCCCAACGGCGCCGAGUUCUCAUAUGGAUCCCUGCGUCCUUUUCCGGAGGGCGAAUAUCUUGUUGCGUGGGCUGAUAGAAAUACGAGCAGCUGUAAAUUUGGCUGUUCGGCUUCCGAUUACCCACCAGCUAGCAGUCUUUCGGGGCCCAUUUCGGAUUACAUCCUCGCGAUAAUGAGAGGCCCCUCAUGCUGGCUGACACAAGUUCAGUCUUAUGCCUUUGCCGCCAAUUAUACUCGAGUUAUCACAUACCCUGAUCCCACAAUCAAUGACGUUUUUAUCAAAGGUCAUGCUGUAUCAACACCAUCUUUAACUCCUGACGGAUCAGUUUUUCCGAUGGGCAGCGUGAUUGACGACAGUUUUUCAAACGCAGCCAAGAGUCUCGGGGGCUACAGAUUGCUUGUUGAUUCUCAGACACCCCUUGUGGUUGAUCAAUUUGGCGGCGGUUCACCAAACAAUUUUAGCAGCAUUGACUUUGCUUUUAAGCUUGAGCUGGCUGCUCCGGGUGGAAUGAUCCUAGCAACGUUUCCUCUUAUGGAAAACAGCGGCGGUUAUGGCAUCAUCAGCGGGACUUCAAUGGCCACGCCAUAUGUAUCAGGUGUCUAUGCCCUGAUCAAGUCUCAAUAUCCCUCCUUAUCUGUUAAUGAGAUUUUCGAGCUCAUGCAAACAACGGCUACACAAGUCAACAUGGCAAACCUCAACUUGAUGGCUCCCACCCUCCAGCAAGGCCCAGGUCUUGUCCAAGCCGACAAGGCUCUAUUCAUGAAAUUAGUCAUUUCCCCCGGAAAAUUUGAGCUGAUAGGCAAUUACGAAGCUUCGUUCACCAUCGUCAAUCCUUCAGACAGCGAGGUGACCUACAGCUUCACAAACAUUCCUGCGGGUGGGACAGUGUCGUUUUUGGAAGGCGGAGACCGCUCUUCAGAAGUUGACUACAUCCCUCUGUCUUUCUCGGCAACAAUUGAUUUUGCACAUGAUAAUCAGGCUACAGUUCCUUCCGGUGCCUCACUCAAUGUGUCGUUCCUGGUGACUCCCCCCUCAGAUGUAGACGCCAGUCAGAUACCCAUCUUUUCUGGCUUCAUUGGCAUUGCCUCUUCAGCCAACGAGACUUUCACCAUCCCAUAUAUAGGGCCUGCAUACAACUACAGUAGCACACCAGUUGUUGGGCUAGUAAAUGUUACAGAGAAGCAACGAUCAAACGUCUUGACACCAUCACGCGACCCCCUAUCUGCUCCUCAAGUCUUUGCCAACGGUGAUAAAGCUGACAUUGGCAACUACCGGUCUUUCUCUUUUCAAGAUCCUGAUUAUCCCGUCGCCUACUUCCCGAUGCCUCGGCCAGUCCGACAAUUCCGCUUCGAUAUCGUCCGUGCUAGCACCAACUUCACUCCGACCUGGUAUGGCUUCGACCCCGAUGCCAAACUGGAUAACCUCACAGAGACCGCCAUGACUGAGAACGACACCGUGGCAGGUGUUCGCAUUCUCGGUUCAAAUAUCAUACAAAACGGAUGGCUUCCGCAAACCGACUAUCAGGCAGGCUGGUCUUACAGCAUCUUGGACGUCACAGCCUCGAGGGGUCUAGGGCUAAAAAAGGGCUCUUAUCGAAUCCUUCUGAGAUGGCUAAAGUUCUUUAAAGAUGAGGAUGAUCCUAAUCCAUGGGGAGUUGGAUGA